This is a messenger RNA of Sinocyclocheilus rhinocerous, 1819 nucleotides long. Its product is annotated as G-protein coupled receptor 1-like. The record is from RefSeq and is a predicted model, not a curated record. Lineage: Eukaryota; Metazoa; Chordata; Actinopteri; Cypriniformes; Cyprinidae. Gene Ontology annotation, biological process: positive regulation of cytosolic calcium ion concentration; complement receptor mediated signaling pathway; inflammatory response. Gene Ontology annotation, molecular function: complement receptor activity; G protein-coupled receptor activity. Gene Ontology annotation, cellular component: plasma membrane. The coding region runs from base 209 to 1279 and encodes 356 amino acids. The transcript has 3 exons.
UUUACACGGCUUUACAGCUUCCAACUAAUGGGGGAAGCAUUUGCGUAAAGAUUUGAGGGUUGCGACCUACUCUAGCGAACAACAUCCUCGACAACAAACAAGAACAAUAACAGGGAAACACCCAUCAGGGAUAUCACAAAUCUUUUUGUGAAAUCGACACAGGAAUUCUUGCAGAGGAGCUGAAGUCUGUGAGCAGGACGCUGUCAGAAUGAUGACCCAGGAAGACGGGGACUAUCUAAACGGCACUUAUGAAUACGUGGACUAUGGAAAUGUGGAGGAGACCAAGGCUGGAGGCUACACUCAGAGAGAAGCUCUUCACAUCAUAUCAGUGAUCAUCUACAGCCUGGCGUUUACUCUGGGAGUAAUCGGGAACGGCCUGGUCAUCUGGGUGACCGCCUUCAAAAGCAACCGGACCGUGAACAGCGUUUGGCUGCAGAAUCUGGCCAUCGCCGACUUUGUGUUUGUGCUCUUCCUGCCAUUCUCCAUCGACUACGUGCUGCGAGACUUUCACUGGCUCUUCGGGAAGACCGUGUGCAAGCUGAACUCGUUCGUGUGCACCAUGAACAUGUACGCCAGCGUGCUGUUUCUGACCGUCCUGAGCUUGGAUCGCUACAUCUCACUGGCCCAUAUGAGCUGGUCGGAAAGGUAUCGAAACGUCCGGAGGGCCUGGUGGGUCUGUGUGCUGAUAUGGAUCACGUCCUGCUGUCUAAGCUGUCCGGCCCUGAUAUUCCGUGACGUGAUCCAGCAUAAAGGGAAGGUUGUGUGUUUUAAUAACUUUCACGAUGAGAGCAGGCACAUGAUAGCGGUGAGGCACAUUGCGAUGGUGUCGCUGCGCACCAUCGUGGGCUUUCUGCUUCCGUUUGCAACCAUCACCAUCAGCGGCGUUCUGCUGGCUAUUAAGAUGCGCCGAUCCGACUCGGUACGCUUGACCAGCUUCUCCAGAACCGUCUCUGCCGUGAUUCUUGCUUUCUUCUUGUGUUGGGUGCCGUUUCACACGUUCAGCCUGAUGGAGCUGAGCAUGCAUCACACCACCUACCUGCACUCCGUGCUCAUCGUGGGCUUCCCACUCGCCACCAGCCUGGCCUUCUUCAACAGCUGCGUCAACCCGAUUCUGUACGUACUGCUAACCAAGAAGGUGCGUAAACUGGUGAGGAGGUCGUGUUUGAACUUCACCAAGAGCUCGCUGAGGGAGCUGAGUCAGUCUGUGUCUGCGACGGAGUUAGACUCGCCACUGCCCAGCUGCUCUCCUGAAGAACCCACGGCCAACUCCUCCGUCUGAUCAGCUCAGCAAUCACCCCUGAACUCAACGAGCUUUGGGCUUUUAGCUUUUGAAAUGAAACUUCUAGAGCUCCAGCUGGACUCAAGUAGAUUUUGCCAAAGUGGUUGGGAAAUACUGGCUUUCAUUUCUAAUAUAGCACAUUACAAUGUAUUUAAUGCAUUGUCUAUUUUAUGUCGUACAAUUAAAAAAAACAUAUAUAGUUUUACCUGUAACCAUAAGAAAAUAAUUAAUAUACUUUUCUCUGCAAAGUAUUUCUGCACAUCUCUGAGAGAAAGAUGAGUGAUAUUUCAGCUCUGUUUGAAAGGAUUGUUUAAAUUUGAAUUUAAAUUCAUUUGACUUAUUAUCAUGUCGUUUGGAUGCACUCCACUGAAUCAAUAAACUCGCUAAUGCUAAUGUCUUAGAAUUAUACUGCUUUAUCUAUAAAUUAUUAAAUAAAAGCAAAAAUAAAAUAAAUAGCAAAAAUCUGAGUUACAGUGAGGAACUUAUAAUGUAAGUGAAUUGGAUCAACCCUUAAACAUUAAAAUACUCAGUGUUUCAAUA